AUGGUCGGACGUGCAGCGGGAAUCGGCCUCAAGCUGCCCCUUGGGCUGAAGCGAGGGCCCAGCAAGGAGCAAACGGGCACGUGGUCAGAGGUGCGGCGGGAAUCGGCGCCGCGCCGUGUUUGCUGGCAGCUCAGCAGGCAGCCGGCAGGGUUUCCUCUGUGUCUGGGAGAAACCGUGACACCUGAGUGCCCGUUACAGCACGUAGAUCAGAAGGGGACUAAGUACCCUGAGGCCAGAGGAAACGCAGCGCUGUCUGACACGAGCACAGCCGACCAACACCAACCCAGUCAGUCCCAUCCUGCAUUCCCCGUUGGGCCCCAGCCCUUACUGACAGCCCAGCAGCUGGCCUCGGCGGUGGCGGGGGUGAUGCCGGGCGGCACUCCAGCCCUCAAUCAGCCCAUCCUCAUUCCCUUCAACAUGGCCGGGCAGCUGGGUGGCCAACAAGGACUGGUCCUAACUCUGCCUACAGCUAAUCUCACCAACAUCCAAGGGCUGGUGGCAGCAGCUGCUGCAGGAGGCAUUAUGACUUUGCCAUUGCAAAAUCUACAAGCUACCUCAUCCCUGAACUCCCAGCUGCAACAGCUUCAGCAUCUUCAGCAGCUCCAGCAGCAGCAGCAGCAAGGGCAGCAGCAGCAGCAGCCGCAGCAGCAAGGGCAGCAGCAGCAGCAGCAGGCAGCUCGGCCAGCAGAGCCUCCCCAGCCACCCCAGCAGGCCCCGCAGCCGCCGGCGUCAGCCCAGCCUCAGCAGAACCAAACGCAGCCCCAGAGCCAGAGCCAGGCGCCCCCAGCCCCGCCGUCCUCCAGCUCCCCUCAGAAACCCAGCCAGUCGCCAGGCCACGGCCUCCCAUCUCCUCUUACUUCACCAAAUCCGCUGCAGCUCGUUAAUAAUCCCCUAGCAAGCCAAGCAGCAGCGGCCGCAGCAGCAGCAGCCAUGGGCUCCAUAGCCAGCUCGCAGGCCUUUGGCAACGCGCUCUCCAGCCUUCAGGGGGUCACAGGUCAGCUCGUCACUAAUGCACAAGGACAGAUCAUAGGAACGAUCCCRCUGAUGCCUAAUCCAGUCCCCUCCAACCAGGCGGCAGGUGGAGCUCAGGGCCUUCAAGUGCAGCCGAUUACUCCACAGUUAUUGACCAAUGCCCAGGGUCAGAUCAUUGCUACUGUCAUCGGCAACCAGAUACUCCCCGUGAUCAACACCCAGGGAAUAACACUAUCUCCACUCAAACCAGGCCAACAGCUCCAUCAGCCCUCCCAGACGCAAGUGGGACAAGCAGCCUCACAACCUAAUCUCCUGCAUUUGGCUCACAAUCAAGCAUCUUUGUCUCAAAGCCCAGUGCGUCAGGCUUCCUCUUCUUCCUCCUCAUCCUCCUCCUCUUCAGCUUUGAGUGUUGGCCAGUUAGUCAGCAAUCCUCAAACAGCCACUGGAGAGGUGGAUGGGGUGAAUCUGGAGGAAAUUCGAGAAUUUGCCAAAGCUUUUAAAAUCCGGCGCCUCUCCCUUGGCCUGACACAGACUCAAGUUGGCCAAGCCCUGAGCGCCACGGAAGGCCCAGCCUAUAGCCAGUCUGCCAUCUGCAGACACACCAUCCUGAGAAGCCACUUUUUCCUACCACAGGAAGCCCAAGAGAACACUAUAGCUAGCAGUCUGACAGCCAAACUGAACCCUGGCCUUUUGUAUCCUGCCAGGUUUGAAAAGCUGGACAUCACCCCUAAAAGUGCCCAGAAGAUAAAGCCGGUGCUUGAGCGGUGGAUGGCUGAGGCUGAGGCCCGCCAUCGAGCAGGGAUGCAGAACCUUACCGAGUUUAUCGGGAGCGAGCCAUCCAAAAAGCGCAAGCGGCGUACCUCAUUCACGCCCCAGGCCCUUGAGAUCUUGAAUGCCCACUUUGAGAAGAACACGCACCCCUCUGGGCAGGAAAUGACAGAGAUUGCCGAGAAACUGAACUAUGACCGCGAAGUAGUUAGAGUUUGGUUCUGCAAUAAGAGGCAAGCGCUGAAGAACACGAUCAAGCGCUUGAAACAGCAYGAGCCCGCCACGGCAGUGCCCAUGGAGCCCUUAACAGACUCGCUGGAAGAAAACUCCUAAAAGCCAAACCAAACCAAACCAAACCACACACAAAAUAACCACGCCAACAGAAACGUAACCGCUCGAACUCUGUGAAAAUACCCACUCGUCGCCCUUGUAAGUAAAAAGACUGAGAAAACUGCAAGAAGGACAGAACAGUUUAUAAAUGUCCAUGGGGUUUCCUAUAUAAGAGCAAAACAAACAAACAAACAAACAAAAAAAAAAACACAGCACUUAGCGUGUGUGUGUGUCGUAGAGUUAGUUCCAAAAGAAAGAAAAAGCCAGUUUUUUUAAAUGGACUUAAAGUAAACCAAAUAACUGCUUACUUUUUU
Nothoprocta perdicaria is the source of this 2384-nucleotide messenger RNA. RefSeq names its product POU class 6 homeobox 2 (gene POU6F2). Lineage: Eukaryota; Metazoa; Chordata; Aves; Tinamiformes; Tinamidae. Gene Ontology annotation, biological process: regulation of transcription by RNA polymerase II. Gene Ontology annotation, molecular function: DNA-binding transcription factor activity, RNA polymerase II-specific; RNA polymerase II cis-regulatory region sequence-specific DNA binding. The transcript has 9 exons. The coding region runs from base 1 to 2073 and encodes 690 amino acids. The record is from RefSeq and is a predicted model, not a curated record.